CUCUCUCCCUCCUCCUCCUCCUCCUCCUCCUUCUUUUCUCUCUCUCUCUCUCUCUUUCUCUCUCUCUCUCUCUCUCUCUCUCCUGCGCGCCUGAGUCACCGCCGCCAUGGCCGAGAGUGGUGAAAGCAGCGGCCCUCCGAGCUCCCAGGACAGCGCCGCCGCGGCCGAAGGCGCCGGCGCCCCCGCGGCCGCUGCCUCCGCGGAACCCAAGAUCAUGAAAGUCACCGUGAAGACCCCGAAGGAGAAGGAGGAGUUCGCUGUGCCCGAGAACAGCUCGGUCCAGCAGUUCAAGGAAGAAAUCUCUAAGCGUUUCAAAUCACAUACUGACCAACUUGUGUUGAUAUUUGCUGGAAAAAUCUUAAAAGAUCAAGAUACCUUAAGUCAACAUGGAAUUCAUGAUGGACUUACAGUUCACCUUGUCAUCAAAACACAAAACAGGUCUCAGGAUCAUUCAGCUCAGCAAACAAAUACCAGUGGUGGAAGCAAUGGUAACACAUCAUCAACUCCUAAUAGUAACUCCACAUCUGGUUCUACUACUGGCAACAUUUUUGGCUUAGGAAGUGGCAUUGCAGGACUUGCAGGUCUGAGUAGCUUGGGUUUGAAUACUUCCAACUUCUCUGAACUACAAAGUCAGAUGCAACGGCAACUUAUGUCCAAUCCUGAAAUGAUGGUCCAGAUCAUGGAGAAUCCCUUUGUUCAAAGUAUGCUCUCAAAUCCUGAUCUGAUGAGGCAGUUAAUUAUGGCCAAUCCACAAAUGCAGCAGUUGAUACAGAGAAACCCAGAAAUUAGCCAUAUGCUGAAUAAUCCAGAUAUUAUGAGACAAACGUUGGAACUUGCUAGGAAUCCGGCAAUGAUGCAGGAAAUGAUGAGAAACCAGGACCGAGCCUUAAGCAACCUAGAAAGUAUCCCAGGGGGGUACAAUGCUUUACGGCGGAUGUACACAGAUAUUCAGGAGCCAAUGCUUAGUGCUGCACAAGAACAGUUUGGUGGCAAUCCGUUUGCUUCAUUAGUGAGCAAUACAUCUUCAGGUGAAGGCAGUCAGCCUUCCCGUACAGAAAAUCGAGACCCAUUACCCAAUCCAUGGGCUCCACAGACUACUCAGAACUCAACAGCUUCCACUGGUACUACCGGCACUGGUGGAAAUGUUGCCAGUGGCAAUGCUGGACAGACUUCUACUGUACCAACCUUGGGGACUGGAGUUGCAGCUAGUAUGUUCAACACACCAGGAAUGCAGAGCUUGUUGCAGCAAAUAACUGAAAACCCACAACUUAUGCAAAACAUGUUGUCUGCUCCUUACAUGAGAAGCAUGAUGCAAUCACUAAGCCAGAACCCUGACCUUGCUGCACAGAUGAUGCUGAAUAACCCCCUAUUUGCUGGAAAUCCUCAGCUUCAAGAACAAAUGAGACAACAGCUCCCAACUUUCCUCCAACAAGUGAGUAAGAAAAGACUCUAGUUGUCUUCAGUAAUGAUUUGCUUGGAAAAACUUAAUGAUAAA
Messenger RNA from Erinaceus europaeus (western European hedgehog), 1495 nucleotides. RefSeq names its product ubiquilin 1 (gene UBQLN1). The record is from RefSeq and is a predicted model, not a curated record. NCBI's taxonomy places the organism in Eukaryota, Metazoa, Chordata, Mammalia, Eulipotyphla, Erinaceidae. The transcript has 8 exons. Gene Ontology annotation, molecular function: polyubiquitin modification-dependent protein binding. Gene Ontology annotation, cellular component: cytosol; autophagosome. Bases 107 to 1453 code for a protein of 448 amino acids. Gene Ontology annotation, biological process: regulation of macroautophagy; autophagosome assembly.